Bolinopsis microptera is the source of this 4784-nucleotide messenger RNA. RefSeq names its product trichohyalin-like. Bases 2084 to 4522 code for a protein of 812 amino acids. Gene Ontology annotation, cellular component: ciliary membrane; plasma membrane protein complex. The record is from RefSeq and is a predicted model, not a curated record. Gene Ontology annotation, biological process: smoothened signaling pathway. NCBI's taxonomy places the organism in Eukaryota, Metazoa, Ctenophora, Tentaculata, Lobata, Bolinopsidae. The transcript is spliced from 10 exons.
GUGCGGCAAGCAGGCGGAGUAACAGCCGGGCCCCUCACUGCGAGCCAGAACCCCGGGGACCUGACAGCUGGCUUUUUCACGCUUACCAAUGUUCAGGCUACUGGACAAUCUGUCAACUCUUACAAGGACAUCGUCAUCGAGACCAGACUAGAGGUCGUGAACGAGUUCAAACCCCUAAAACAUGGUACUAACAUCACCAUAGAUGCUAUCCUGACCCACCCAGCUGCGGAUGAUGGUACUGAGAUAGAGAUCUCGUAUCCCUCGUCCGUUACCUUUGAGAUAAUAGGACCGGAGAUGGACUACAGAUGGGAGUGUGACCAGCACGCGAACGGAGGGGAGAUUGCGGAGUGUCACAUCUGGGUCGCUAACCGGGGGGACGCGACUAAUGCAGCCCAGAACGUCAAGCUGUAUGUAGAACAGAAGGAUACAGAGAAGGCGAAGGUGGAGCAGAGUUCUAUUGAGUUCACGGACGAGUACUCAGUUGUGGACACCAUGGAUAUCCCCGCUAGCAAGCCGGAGAGUUAUGAAGGGAAUAUCGACACUGGGCUCACUCUCAUCAAGAAGCUGAAUGUGGGCAAACAGAUCCACAUCAUGGUUCCCAUUAUCAUCAGAUCAGCUCUAGUGGGUCCCAUUGAUGACAUCACUGUCAUAAUAAAGUAUGAGAACGAUUAUCCAGACCCCUGCGUAAAAGACUUCGGGAAAACGCAGCUGGAAUUUGUAAUGAUGAUCCCCACGUUUGAGAUGGAACAACCCGGUCUGGCAGCUUACUUCCCCACCAACAUGGUGGUGGGUGAGAACCGCACUAUCGACUUCCCCAUGAAGAUCCCUCAAGGAAUCAUGACGAAUUGAAAGUUGAGCUCACUGCAGAAGCCCAUGGCAGCGAAAAAACCACUUACAAUAGACAGAAGAGACAGUCAAAUGAUUUAAAAUACUUCAACGCUCUGGAGAUCCUUGAGGUUGAGAUCGACCCCGAACUGAGCGAGCCGACCUACGAUAUAGAUACAGAGCGUCUCCCUCUUGUUGCAGGAUACGGAUUUUCUUUCUUUCCGUUUGUUAACGAUCUCCACGAAGCAGUGACGGACAAGGACGUGGUUACUUUCCGGAUACAUUUCAAGAUGAACGACGUUGAGUUCUUGGAUGCAGGGGACAUCAUUAACGUUACGUGGUCCUUUGUCGUGAACGAUUAUGCCUACGAUAAGGUGUUCAGUAUGGUGGUAGGCGAGCCUGAUAUCGGCUUUCUAUUUGACACGUUCGAGGAUGGCGGACAAAUCCACUGGAAUGUGACAGCCAUACAGCAGCCAGGACUUAGCCGAUCUACCGCUUACAAUGUUACUUAUUAUGUUACUUUCAACGAGAAGAUUCCUUUCGUCAAGAAUAGUUACAGUGAGGAGAAGCAGAAAGUGUGGGGGGACGAUGACACUCUAGAACGUCCUAUUCACCAUCAGUAUUACUGGUACCAGGAGGUUCACAACCCUGAAGAGACCUUCUCUUUUAGUUUCGUGACAUAUCUCGAUAGUAGUGAUGAGCUGGAAGUUGUUGCUAAAUAUAAAGCCCUGCCCCCAAAGUACGAGGACUCUAGAGAUUACACCUCCCCUUACCGGUACCCUGUCGCCCUUCAUCAGACCUACAGUGCUAGGAACCUGAGGGUGGGGCUUGGCGGCUGCUAUCUGCUUCUUUAUCGGAGUCCUAUUUGCCAUGCUGAUCAUGCUAGUCUGCUGCAAAAGAACCACUGUUUUACCACUUCCGACUAAGUUUGAGUUGUACUCCCGCCGCCCUGCUGUCAGGCUGGAGUCCUGGAUCAAGGAGAGAGGAGACCUCCUCCUGGCUGCUGAGCUCGCUGAUGAUCUGGUGCAGGCCCUGACUGAGAAGGACUACAAAGCGUCCCUGACUUCAUUAGAUACUCUGGAUAUUGCACAUACGGUUGCUGUGGAGGAGGACAUGGCCAAGCAGCAGAGACAGCUCAUUCUGGAGAGCGUGGGGUGGAUCGUUACUGUUUCAGGACCUGAAAACAGAGGGCAAGAAACUCUUCCAGCAUCUGGACAAGGACUACAAGGCUGCUGAUGUAGAGCUGACUGAACAACAUAUGGCUAGGGAGAGAGAGCUUGAGUCUGAACUUCAACACUCUGCCAAAUCGGCUCAGGAGAAGUUAAUGGAUCAACAGGACGACGAGCUUGACAAUCUGGUUACUGUGCUUCAGAGCGUCCCCUUCCAGGAGAGAGUGGACUUUAUAGAGCUCCUCAAAAGGCAGCACGAGGUACAGAGAACUGACUUUGAGGUUCUAUUGAGGCUGCAGUUGGAGGAAGAGAGGGAGAAACUCCGACGAGACUUUAUAAUUCGGAAGAGGGUGUCUUUGAACCUACUUGUUAAGGACUUCUUUUUAUCUAUCGCCGAAGAGGCUAAUUUGAACAACGAUGUGCGGGAUGAUCUUAUCAGUAGAAGCAAGCAUUACAUUGAUGUUAUUGACGAAGCUUUCCAUGAGGAGGCGUGCAGACAGAAGUUCGUCCACGAAGAAAGGCUGCUGAAGAGAGAAGCAACUCUGAGGAUAAAGGAGGAGCGUGUCAAGUAUCACAACAGUCUCAUGGCCAGUGUCUCCAACUCGAUGAAGCAAACCAUCAACCGGCUCAUCAGGGAGUCUUUGAUCAAGAGAUCGUACGGAGAAGACCUUCUCAACCUAAUCAACGUGUCUUCAAACGAGAACAAGACGGCAAUGGUGGACGUGAUGAAGAAUUACGAGGAGAGCGUAAGGGACACAGUCAGGGCUAAAGCUCAGGACAAGGCAAGGAAGCAGCUGAACGCUCAUCUUGAGGCGUAUGAGAUGUUCCAACAGAAGUACAACGACAAGAUAAGCCGCAAAGAGAUAAGUCCGGCCGAGUUCCUGGAGAGGAAGAUCAGAUUCCACAUUGGCCGGAGAAUGGAGGAGGAGCAGCUGUUCGACGAGAUGGACGAGCUGACCGCUCUGGAACUGGCCAUGGUUUGGGAUCACUUCACCAGUGAAAGUCUUACACGGUUCAGGGAGAAUCAGGACAAGAUAUUCGAGACAUUGAUCAAACGAGCCAUCAUCGGCAGCAGUCAAACAGAGGUCCAGAGACAAAGAAACUUCCGGGACCAGACAAAGUUGGAGACUGAGAAGAACGGCGCUAUAAAGAUGAUCGAGAGUGCGCUCCAGCAGAGAGUGCUGGACAGCGAGGAGCGGAUCAAGAGCCAGGUAGAGGCUGACAAACUGGAACAAACUGCUCUCAAAGAACAGGAGGCAAAGAUGGUCGAACGGCUGCUGGAGAGUCAGUUAGUGAUGAACCAAGAGACCAGGGAUAAUGUUAUGAGAGAACAUCGACGUAACUUACUUGAACUUGAGGAGGGAUUGACUGUACAAAAGCUGCGCUACAAACGGAAGAAGCAAGAAAGACUUGCUGCGAAAAUAGCGAGGAGACUCGAGAAAAUGAUGGAUUCCCAAACCAGCGAACGUGAGCUGUUCAAGUCGGGGGAUGGAAGAACAGAUGACACAAUCCAGAACCUUCUGCAUCGGCAUCAGGAGGACAGGAUGGACCUGCUCAGAUCAGUUGAGUCCCUGGACCUACACGAAGCUGAGGAAAUACAUGACGAUAUUAUGGAGGAGAAGAGCACUAUCCUGACAGACCAGAAGAGAAGACUAGCCUCAAUGUUAGCUUCACUUCAAGUUCAGAAGAGCAGGGAGGUCGCCACGCUGAGGGGACAGCUCAACUCUCUCACUAAAGUCGAGCUGAACUUGAUAGACGACCUGUCUUCUCGAGGAGUGCUAAAAGACACGAAAGUGAAAGAUAUGGUAGACGCACAUCUAAAGGACAUGGAGGGUAAGAUAGGCGAGCUGAACGAGCAGAAGGACAGACAGAAAACUAUUCUGACCGGCAGACUCGAGCAGAAACUGAGGGGCAUGGAGGAAGAACUGAUAGCUAGGCACCAGCAACAAGCAGAAGCGAUAACUGACAAGGCUGACAAAUCCCCAGCCUAUAUGUACAAGAAAAUGCUCCUGUUGCAGAAACAGAAGAACGAGCGAAAGCAGCUGAGAGACACACUGAGAAUCGAAACUGAGCAGACUGUGGAGGAGUUGGAGCGCAAAUUCGAACUUGUGCGACUUAGAGAAAUCAAAGUUAAGGAGCUGAAGUUCAUAUCUCAACUGAUACAACACGCUGACUUUGACAGAGAGGAACUUGCUGACGUCUUCAAGGCUAUGUUUGUCACGAGGUCGAAGGAGGAGCUGGAUGAGGUUCUGCAGCAUGCUAAGGUCCUGAGUACUGAACAGAAGGCGGCUAGAGGACCCAUCACCCUCCUCUCCAGAGCCAAAGAAGAACUUGUCCGUCGUCAGAGCUCACAGAGGUUCCAGCUCUCAGCCAAGAGACAAGGAUUACUGAAGCCCAAGAUCCGACCUCGUCGGGCUAAGGACGCUGCUCAGUUCUUCCCUCGCUCGAUCAGGACAGUUGCCCAGGAGGCCAUGUUAACUCGACUCAGUAGUAGGGGCUCCACCCCUCAAACCCCCACUGCUAUGUAGAGACUUGUGUUGUGUAGGACUGUCAUUUACAAAUCAUACUUAAACGUACGCCUGUAUAAAUGCGCGGCAUUUCAUCGCAGUUUUCAUCGCAAUGUAAUAUGUAUGUACUACGGCUCAAAAUAUAUUCUUCAUUCUUAGGCCUGCUCCUUUUCUUGUUACGUUGAUGAUUUCUAAAUAUUUUGUAUUACUAUUACCGAGGUCUGUAAAUAAGUGAAUAUUUUACCAUUUGCUAUACCGGGAAUCAAGAAAGCAUUAUUCAUAA